GGUUUGGGUGUUCUAGGUAGUGGUGCGGCUGCGGGUGGAACCGCUGCGGGCCCCCCCGUUGUUGGUAAGAAGAGAGAAAUAGAGCAAAAGGCUGCUGGUGGUGGUGAAUUGAAGCGUCGGAAGCUGCAGUCUAAAAGGGCAGCUCCGGCGCAAAAGAAACCUGCGGUUACUGCUGGUGAGUAUAACUUUUUUCAGUGUUUUGCACAACUUGUUGAUUAAUAGUUAUUGCUUUCUUUGCAUUGCAGAACCACAAGAUGCAGGAUUUUCUUUCUUUGAUGCUCCUUUGUCUCCCUCGCAUACCGCAGCUGUGGAUGCGGGGGUGCCAAAGGAGCCUGCGGCACCUUUUGUUGAGGUGAUUCAUGAUCCCACCGUGCAGGUGGAGAAGUCGGUGGAGAAGACUGCUUCCCAGAUUUUUGAUACUGUGGAUUCCUCCAACAACCUGAUCAGCCCAACUGAUGGCGAUGGGUUGGACUUGAGGUUUUCGGAUGCUGGGAAGCAGAAGUCGGAUGCUGAGCCGCAGAAAUCUCCAACUGCGGAGAAGGUUUCUGGUUCUGCAUCCGGGGGUGCGGGUUAUGAAGGACCUCCAAUUCAGCCUGGAGAGUCUGAGCUGGAGUACUAUUACCGCACGUACACCCCGGAGCGGAGUACGAGUUAUCAUCGACCCCCCUGGACUGUUAGGGGGAUGAUAUUUCCAAUAAUCCUUCUUCAUGCAAGGAAAUUUUGGGUGGUCUGGGCACCCCGUUUGAAGUUGAUCGCGCUCGUGCCGCAUCCUCUGAACUUCGCAUCAACCAACUCUCCACCAUGCUUGUGGGGAGUUCCAUAGUGGCAAAUGCUAUGGAAGACUAUAAGUUGUUGAGCCGGAGGGAGGAAGAAGCUGCGCGGAUGCGGGCGGAGGCUGAGAAGUUGGUUAGGGCUACUCGCGCAGGUGCGGAGCAGCUUGAAAAAGACAAGGCUGCUUUUGAGAAGCAUAAGCAGACUGAGGAAUGGGCUGCGACUGCCGAGCUUAAACAGGUGCGUACUCUUGCCAAGUUACUUUCUGAGGAGCGUAAGAGUUGGAAAGAAACCCUUUCUGCUGAGCGCAAGACAUGGAAAGAAUCUUGGGCUAAACAGAAUGAAAAUCUGUUUCGUGCUCGUCAGGAGUUGGCCAAUCUGAAGGCCGCAAAUGCUGCUUUGGCCAAGGAGAAGGCUGCGGCUGAGGUAGUUGCAGGCAGGGCUAAGGAAGAUGAGGCCCGGACCGCGAAGGCUCUUGAAGAGGCCAAGAAAGCGGGGGCUCGUGUUGCUAAUGCCCUUGAUGAGGCGAAUGCUGACCGCACUCGCCUAAACCAAACUGUUGUGAGCCUCCAGGCUGAGGUUCAGACCCGGGAGGUCGCGGUUAAAGACCUUACAGCCCGCGUGACUUUAGCGGAAGAGCGGGCUAAUGCGGCCGUUGAGGCCAGAGAUGCUCUGACUUCUUUGUUCCACCAACUGGAGGCUGACCGUGAGUGGAUGCGGAGUCAUGGCAUUGCACAUAUUGUUCAGGCCAUCAUGGAUGCUCCUGAAACCGCAACUGGCAUAGAUUUGAUCAAGCAGCGUGCUCGUGACGCUGGUUUCAAAGCUGGUUAUAGUCGCUGUGUCGGUCAUAUAAACAUCAUGUCGAAUGGCGGCUAUACUGACCAACGGUCCGGGUUCCGUGACGUGGACACCGAAGCGCUUCUUGAUGCGGCCGUUGCCUCCUUUUAUGAUAUGUCUCUCUCUUGUGUGGAGAAACUGGACGAAUGUUUAGAGGCCGCGGAUUAUGUGGACCGGUUGCGGAUGCUAUAUGCCGAUGCGGAAGAGGAGAAUCCUGCUGGUGGCGGCCACGAUGGCGCGGGUACCAGUGGUUCAAAAUAGGGUUUAGGUUGGCCUGUGUGCCCCUUUUUUGUUUUCCUCUUGU
Helianthus annuus (common sunflower) is the source of this 1912-nucleotide messenger RNA. Its product is annotated as translation initiation factor IF-2-like. NCBI's taxonomy places the organism in Eukaryota, Viridiplantae, Streptophyta, Magnoliopsida, Asterales, Asteraceae. The coding region runs from base 802 to 1869 and encodes 355 amino acids. The record is from RefSeq and is a predicted model, not a curated record. The transcript is spliced from 3 exons.